UCGAGGAUAUUCCAGGGGAUGGCAUGAGUGACAAGGACCUGUCUUCAGUGGGAGAGGACAUCGAGGACAUUCCAUGGGACAGCACAAGUGACAAGGAGCUGUCCUCAGUGGAAGAGGACAUUGAGGGCAUUCCAGAGGACAGCAAGAGUGACAAAGAGCUGUCCUCAGUGGAAGAGGACAUUGAGGGCAUUCCAGAGGAGAGCACGAGUGGCAAGGAGCUGUCCAAAGGGGAAGUGGCCAUCGAGGGCAUUCCAGAGGAGAGCACGAGUGGCAAGGAGCUGUCCGAAGGGGAAGAGGCCAUCGAGGGCAUUCCAUGGGACAGCACAACUGACCAGAUGCUGUCCUCAGGGGAAGUGGCCAUCAAGGGCAUUCCAUGGGAUAGCACAACUGACCAGAUGCUGUCCUCAGGGGAAGUGGCCAUCAAGGUUGUCCCAUGGUGCAGCACAAGUGACCAGGAGCUGUCCUCAGUGGCAGAGGUCAUCAAGGGCAUUCCAGAGGACAGCAUGAGUGACCUGGAGCUGUCCGAAGGGGAAGUGGCCAUCGAGGGCAUUCUAGAGGACAGCAUGAGUGACCUGGAGCUGUCCGAAGGGGAAGUGCCCAUCAGGGUUUUCCCAUGGGACAGCACAAGUGACCUGGAGCUGUCCUCAGUGGAAGUGGCCAUCGAGGGCAUUCCAGAGGACAGCAAGAGUGACAAGGCGCUGUUCUCAGUGGAUCAGGGCAUCAAGGUUAUUCCAUGGGACAUCAUGAGUGACCUGGAGCUGUCCUCAGUGUUAGAGGACAUCGAGGGCAUUCCAGAGGACAGCAAGAGUGACAAGGAGCUGUCCUCAGUGGAAGAGGACAUGGAGGUUAUUCCAUGGGACAGCAUGAGUGACCUGGAGCUGUCCUCAGUGGAAGAGGCCUUCGAGGGCAUUCCAGAGGCCUGGGUGGAGUGCCCGGCACAGGAGCCGUGCAGCCAAGGGCCGGCGCCUGCCCCGCACAGCCCCCCCAGCCCCUGGCCUGCCCGGCUGCGAGCCCAGGCCCUCCGCGGGCAGCCGGCUGCCCCCAGGAAACGUCCCUCCCGCUUCAGGCGGGCGCUGCGGGCACUGCGGGGGCUGUUCCGCUGUCCCUGCCUGAGGCCACGGCCGGAGGAGUAAAACAGACGAGGAAAAAGAUGAAGAAGAUGAAAACAAAGAAGGUGAAGAAGAGGAGGACAGUGAAGACGACCGCUCCUGCCGGUCCCACUCCUCUGGUGUCGCAGCAGCAGCUGUUCGGUUCAGCUCGAGGGACUGAAAGAUUGCUGCUGCAGCUCCUCCAAGCCAAGGAAGGGAAAAGCUUUUGGAUGGGUCAACAAAGCCAAGCAAGCCAAGCAAAACCAGAGUAGGCAGAGUCCCGAACCAGAGCCUGAGCAGUGAGGCUUGGAAAAAGUGAGGCUUUGGCCCAUCCAACGAACACAAAGCUCCUCCCUUCCCUGCCCCGCACACACUCGGCCCCGGGCCUGGAAGGUGCAGCUGCCAUUUCUUGGGCACAAAGCAGAGGCUCCUGGAACAGACUCUCAGCACAAACCACUCCAAGACAAUGGCAAAGAAGACAAAGAAGAUUAAGACAAAGACACAGCAGACAAUGAAGAAGACAAAGAUGACAUAGCAGAUGAA
Vidua macroura (Pin-tailed whydah) is the source of this 1631-nucleotide messenger RNA. RefSeq names its product aggrecan core protein-like. NCBI's taxonomy places the organism in Eukaryota, Metazoa, Chordata, Aves, Passeriformes, Viduidae. The record is from RefSeq and is a predicted model, not a curated record. The transcript has 2 exons. Bases 24 to 1133 code for a protein of 369 amino acids.